UAUACAGCUUUCUUUCACUUUGACAUGGCAUAUGAACAUAAAACCUGUCACUGAAAAUUGUGUUAGGAUAUAUUUAAGUAUAUCAGCAAUAAAAGUGGUAGCAGAGGACUAGACACCAUUAUACAUUUCUAGACUUGGAGAUAUACUUGACACCCUGAACUUUUCACCCAAAUCAGUGCAGCUUUUUUAUCUGCAAGGAUGGAUUGCUGAGAAAAAAUAAAAUAAAUUAUUUUGGAGAUGUUUCAAAAAGUGUGGAAAAGCUUUAAAAACCGGAAUGGAAACUUGUUGGUUGCCCUGGUUUUAAUUGCACUGGGUGGUAUAUUUUUUACUUUAAGAAUUAUUGAGUUGUCCAGGUCAAGACACAAUUGUACCUAUGAUGAGCCUAUAGACAUUGUAUACACUUGGGUCAAUGGGUCAGACCCACGCUUCAUUGAAAAAAUGAAUGCAUACUUAAAACUUAGCUUAAAGGAUAGGAGUGUUGAUGCUUCAAAGCAAAGAUAUAAUGAUAAGAAUGAGUUAAGGUUCUCUCUAAGGUCUUUGGAAAAAUAUGCUCCAUGGUUCAAUCAUGUUUACUUGGUAACCAAUGGCCAGAUCCCUUACUGGUUGAAUUUAGACUAUGACAAAAUUACUGUUGUUACUCACGAGGAGAUAUUUAGAGAUCAAGAUAACUUACCAACUUUUUCAAGCCCAGCCAUUGAAAGCAAUUUGCAUAGGAUACCAGGACUCUCAAACAAGUUUAUUUACUUCAAUGAUGAUAUUUUCUUAGGAAAACCGAUGUACUUGGAUGAUUUCUAUUUAAAAAGUAAAGGGUACUUUGUAUUUCUUGCUUAUAUUUUGCCAAGUUGCGGGCGUAACUGCCCAUGGUUAUAUGUUGGCGAUGGCCAGUGCGAUGUCAGUUGCAACAAUCCAAAAUGCCAAUUUGAUGGUGGAGAUUGUGAUGAUCAGCAAGAAAUAGAUAAGUCGCUGCAUUCUACAGAAUCACAAAAUUCAAAAGUGAAGCAAGAAUUGGAUCAUUUAAGAGACAAUGAGCGAGCAGUACACAAUAAUAUUAAUACUAUAAUUACACAGGCUAAUAUCAAUAAUUAUACUAAAGUCAAAAUAAAUAAUAUAGGAUUUAAGACUGAUAAAAUAAUUGGAGGAAAUGAGACUAUUGCUAAGUUGGUGCAUGAGCAUAAUAAGAAGAUUUUGGUUAAAAAUAAAAUCAUUAGUAGAAGGCAAAAGAGGACUCUUUCCAAGAGUACUUUCCAUUCGGAACCAAAAUUAAAACCUGGCCGCUCACAUGGCAUAGAUGGUUUUUUUGAGUCUCUGAUGUAUACUCAAAGACUUUUGAACAAAAAAUAUGGAUACAAGUCAAGAUACGUGCCUGCCCAUGCUCCUAUUUUAAUCGAUAAAAAUAUUAUGAAAGAGUUGCAAGAUACUUUUCCAGUAGAAUACGAGCUUACAGAAAGAAAUCGGUUCAGGCAUAACAACGAUAUGCAAUUUGGGUUUAGUUACUAUUACUACCUCAUGUCCGAGACUGUUAAAAGAUCUGUUGAGGACAUUUUCGAUGAGUUUGAUACAGAUCAGUCACUCACCUGGUCUGAUAGGGAAAUCAGAAAUUUGUUGACUAAAAUAUAUGAACUGCCUUUGAGUUAUGAAAUGGUUGAUCAUUUCGAAAGCAUUUUACUCAACUGCAGCGAGCUGCUGGGCUCUUCUGAAGUGCCAACACCUCCUUAUGAAAGAUACAUCGAUUCUCGACUGCCAACUAUUAGUAAACAUUUAAUAACACAGUGUCCAUUUUUGAGUAAGUUUUUAAAAAGCAAAUUCGGGCAGAAACUAAAGUAUCAGUUCGAAGUGAUUCAAGAUGCGGAGAAGAGUGUUUCUACUUUUAAAAUGCUUGUUUCGAAUAUUACAAACGCUGUUAUGACCUUGGAUGAAGUCCGAAGUAAACCAACGAAAUUUGUAUGUUUGAAUGACAAUUUGGUUGAAUCAAAAUCAACUGAAAACGAACUUAUCCGAGCAAUUUUGUACGACUUUUACUUAUCUCUGUUUCCUCACCCAAGUAAAUUUGAGCUUCCAGAAAAUGCAAGAAACCGAUUCUUACACAUCAAUGAUUUGAAGGAGUGGAGGAGGCGGCAUAUGAUUGUACAAAUAUUUGUAUGUCUUGCCAUACUCUCUAUGGUUGUUAUUACAUUUUUUAACGUAUUUAAAAAGGGUAUAUGUCGAAUAUUUCGGGAGCUGUGUGUUUAGAGAUGAGGAUAGUUAUUGUUAAAUAUCAUUUAUUUUUAAUAGUUUAUAAUAUGUUGACUGAUUUCUGCCUGUUCUAGCGGACACUUGCCAAUUGUACUUAAAUUGUAAAUAAAUGGACGUUUUUGUUAAA
Messenger RNA from Anthonomus grandis grandis, 2359 nucleotides. RefSeq names its product N-acetylglucosamine-1-phosphotransferase subunits alpha/beta (gene Gnptab). Gene Ontology annotation, cellular component: Golgi apparatus. NCBI's taxonomy places the organism in Eukaryota, Metazoa, Arthropoda, Insecta, Coleoptera, Curculionidae. The record is from RefSeq and is a predicted model, not a curated record. Gene Ontology annotation, molecular function: UDP-N-acetylglucosamine-lysosomal-enzyme N-acetylglucosaminephosphotransferase activity. The transcript has 10 exons. The coding region runs from base 238 to 2229 and encodes 663 amino acids. Gene Ontology annotation, biological process: carbohydrate phosphorylation; N-glycan processing to lysosome.